UCGUGAACAGUCGCCGGAAGCGGAAGUUCCCUUCCCUCCUUUCUCUCGUUGGUGAGCCUCUCGAGCGAAGUAUGGCCCCUAGCCGGUCUCGCCGGACAGGCUCCCACAAGGCACAUUCCUUGGCGCGCCAAUGGAAGACGAAGCGGCGGCGCCGGGAUCUGGAUCAGAUCCACGAGGAUAUGCUGCCUGAGAAAUCGGCCAAGCUGCUGCGCCAAGAGCCGGACCCUGACAUGCCUGGGAGCGCCCAGCACUAUUGCCUGCAUUGCGCGUGCGUAAAGGGGAAAGGCGGGGCCGGGGUUCGGUUUGUCUCGCUAGGACUUCGUUUUUGCUUACUGCGCCUGCGUAAAAAAGAAAGCCGCUUCGAGCGCGACCCUGCUCUUUUUUUAGCUCAGAGAUACGAAAGUUUAAAGUAGGCUUCCUCAGACUCGGCCCUCCAGAUGGUUUGACACUACUGUUCCCAUCAUCCCUGACGACUGGUUCUGCUAGCUAGGGAUCAUGGGAGUUGUAGGCCAAAAAACAUCUGGAGGGCUGAGUUUGAAGAAUCCUGCAUUAGGAGCUUAACUGAUGUAUCCCUUAAUUGGUUAAAAUGCAAGGGGCUAUUUGUUCCUGGGAGGGAGCACAUGUUGCUGGAUCCCGCACUCCUAACUGGGCAGAAUCAGGGCAGUUUCUUCUGCAUUGCCAAGAAAAGUGGACAAGUUUAGAGCUUUGCUAGAAACUGAAAUAUGAAAGCUAGGAGCUAAAUGGCACCUUAAACCUGGGUUAUGGGCACAACAACUGAAUGUCUAGGUGCGCUUUUUAAUAACAGGAAUACAAAGCUGAAAAUGAAUGAACUGCAGCUAAAAUAUUAUGUUCAUUUUUCACAAGAUCUAGUUCUUCCCCUGCUCACCCUCCUAAUAUUCAUAAAAGGGUCUCUCUUCCAGUCUUCAGAGAGUAGCUGGAAGUAGGGAGGCAGAAAAAGGUCCUCCUUUCCUUCCACUCUGCAGUUUUAAUUUGAAAUCCUAGGCGCAGUACUGCGUCCAGAGCUCAGAAACUGCUUGCACUAAUGAAAUUCCCCGUCGCAAAAUGAACCUAGAACAAUGGGAGUUUCGAACACUGGUUUAGAGGGUUGAGGUGAUGUGAAAUGACAUGAAAGCUCAGCCUGCAGUUCUGAUGGCCAUUUUCAUGCAUUCAAAUAUUUGCUUGGUGCCGUUGCAAUAGGCACAGAUAAAUGUAGGUCAACAAAAUGAUUUCUGGGAAUGAACUUUCUGUUUUUCAAUAGGCAUCAACCAGCUUAACUUUUUUUCCUUUUUCUCCCUCAACAGGCGAUACUUCGUUGAUUUAAAAAGCAUGAAGGAUCACUUCAGAUCUAAGGUUCACAAAAAGAGGUAAUAUGAAUUCAGCAUAUUAUACAGAAUAGCCUUUUUCUCUAGGGAAUUAACACCUGUAGACACAUAGGCUUGCCUAUGCACCCUGCUCUCUUAACCUUCCAGCGUUUUGGAAAAGCACUUCACUAAUUUUAUGUAUGUUGCCUGGGUGCUGUCUGGUUAAUCUAUGUUUGUUAUAAAAUAAGUGGAAAAGAUGGCAGUGGGGGCCCUCUUGGCAGCUGUGCUACUCUCAGAAGUUUGGGAUGGGAUUUCCUCUUUGUAGAGAUGUGUCUGGCACCUUCACAACAUAGUGUUUUUUUUGUGUGUACUUCUCUCUUCCCUAACCUUUAGCCAUUGAUACAUAUUUUAAGGACCCACAGAAGAGGAAAGGAACCAGAGUUAGUGUUGUGUGCAAACCAGGAUUCAUGGAUUGUUCUUCUGAAAACUGUUAACUCAUUUUAGCGUGUCUGUUUCCUGGGAGAGUCACCUGAAAAAAACCAACAAUGACAAAAUACCGUAUUUUUCGCUCUAUUGGACGCACCAGACCACAGGACGCACCUAGUUUUUAGAGGGGGAAAUCAAGGGAAAAAUAUUAUUUCCCCCCCCCAGCCCCAAAGUUUGACAUUGCAAGUCAAACUGGACAUCUAGAAUGGAUACCAUAUGAGUCAAAUGUAAUAGUCAAAUGUAAAUGCCAGUCAGUCCCUUCUCCCUCCUCUAGAAAAGCUUUGCGCAACCUCUCCAGCCGCGGGAGGCUGCGCAAGGCUAAAGAGGAAGCCAGGGCAGCGAGCGCGAUCCAUCCCCUGGCCGCGUCAGUCCCUUCUCCCUCCUGGGGAAAAGCCCGCAAGAGCCGCGCGAAGCUUGUGCGUGGCUCUUGCGGGCUUUUCCUGCCUGCCUUCCCCCUGCAUUCGCUCCAUAGGACGCACAGACUUUUCCACUUAGUUUUUAAGACGGGAAAAGUGCGUCCUAUGGAACGAAAAAUACGGUACUGAUUUGAUUUUACAUUUGAUAUCAUAUGGUAUCCAUUCUAGAUGUCCAGUUUGACUUGCAAUGUAUUCAUUAUGUUGCUAAUUAAUUUUAUUAAACAAGUACAUUUCUUGAAAUGGGAAAGAAUGCAGUGGAACAGUUUCCAUCUCGGUGCAUCAGUGGAUCCUCCUUGACUUAUAGCGCUGCCAUCUAAAUGGCUCUUAACCAUGCAGUUGGUAGAAUAUGGGCUGUAGCCAAUGCUAGUUAAAAUUAAUGAACGUGACUAACUUAGGUCCAUGAAUUUAAAUGGGUCUACUUUGAGUAGUAGGGGAUGUGGGUGGCGCUGUGGUCUAAACCACUGAGUCAAGGGCUUGUCGAUCGGAAGGUCGGCAGUUCGAAUCCCCACGACAGGGUGAGCUCCUGUUGCUCAGUCCCAGCUCCUGCCAACCUAGCAAUUCAAAAGCGCGUCAGAGUGCAAGUAGAUAAAUAGGUACCGCUCCAGUGGGAAGGUAAACAGUGUUUCCGUGCACUGCUCUAGUUUCGCCAGAAGCGGCUUAGUCAUGCUGGCCACACGACCAGGAAAAACUGUCUGCGGACAAACGUUGGCUCCCUCAGCCAUUUAAAGCGAGAUGAGCGCCACAACCCCAGAGUCGUUCGUGACUGGACUUAACUGUCAGGGGUCCUUUACCUUUUUUUACUUAGAGUAGUACUAGCACUGGAUGCAACUGUAAGGAGAAAAGUAGUGGAAAUUGGCUUUAUUAAGACUUAAGUAAAUCAGUUUAAGCAGCUUCGGGGUGGGAGGUGGAGCGCCAAAAUUUGCAAGCUCAUUUGACUUAAGUUGAUUUUAUUUUCUUUGUAGACUGAAGCAGCUGAGUGAGGAGCCGUACACACAGGAGGAAGCAGAGAGAGCAGCUGGAAUGGGGUCGUAUAUACCUCCUAAGAAAGUCGAAGUCCACACACAACCGUUGGAUGAGAUGGAGGAAUCUGGCUGAGAGAAGUGGAUCCCAUCUGAAAAUUCUGUAGAUAACUUGAGACAGUGGGGAGGGGUGUGUGAUUGGGCAUGUGACAUGGGGCUUCAACCACAACUAUUUCAUGGUAGUAGAACUGGGGCAUAAAAUGGCUUCAGUUGACAUAAGCAUCGCUUUUAUUUUUUGUGACGGAACCAGCACUCUUAUCCUGUCCUUUUGGCAGAAGAUGGAGUUCAUCUGGAGGUCUGGGAGCGGAUGAGCAGACCUCCCCACUGUCCUAUUGACCUGCUUAUGUAACUAAUUGCGUCUCUUAUAGCGGCUCAUGUUUGUAAGCCGUGACUGUGGAUUUUUAGCAUUCUGCUCUGAAUGUGACCUUUCUCCAGCUUCCAAAUGAGUUCCUUUUAAUAAAUGAGCUGGCAAGCUGCUGGGCUGACCCUGGGCCCUGUGCUUUGCUUUAUUUGAUUGAAUGCUCUAAAGUAGACUUUCAAGGGCCUGGAAGAAGAAGAGCAGCAGAUGCCACACCAGAAACCAUUCAGUUUGCAUGACUUACUUGAGGAACAAUUGCUUUGGGUUCCAUGUUCAGAACAACUAACUUGGCUUAGAGCUCUCCAUUCAUCCAUUAAGUGUGCAUUGGUGGGUUAAGAGAAAUCUUGCCAUACUUUAGCGUCUCUUAUUGUGAGUGCAGUCAGACAGUUAGAAGAGGAUGUAGUAUUCUGGUGCGGGAGAACAGGUGGAAGAGAGAACAAGCCAUGUUCUUGCAUGUGCCCUCCUCACCUCUUCCCUCUUCAUCGCAUGCCUGGUUUUGUUGCUUCUGCCCUGGGCAGAUGGGGCUUAUCCACCUGGGAAGGUAGCUCAUCCAGGAGAAGGAAAACUCUGAUCCUAAAGCUCCGCUGCCUUGCGGGAUAUCUUCGGAAGAAGAAAAGGCUAAAGAGUCAACCCUACACAAAUCUGGAGUGGAGUCCCUAAGACAGUUGGAUGGCGCUUUGUACACCUGCUUCGAGCAAGUCCUGCAGCCAAGCUGGUGCCAAAAUGUAUUGCUCUGCUUUCAUUUGGACCACAUCAGUGAGGCAGAGAGGGGGGUCUUGUCAUCUGGGCAGCCCAAGACCUCCACACACACAGUCCAGGCUUGUGCCCCAGGGAGGUCACUUCUUCAGUGCUGCUAAUGCAGAAGUUUGACUUAACGCCCGCAGGCACCCUCUGUUGUCUCUCAAGACAGACAGAUGCCCACACCAACAACCUUAGCUUGUUUCGAUGAAAGGGAGCAAUUCACACCGCACAUAGUAAACCUUUGGACUUGCUCCCACAGGAUGGUUGGUUAGUUAGUUAGGAAAAAAAAUUUAUAUACCACUGGAUUGUAAGGGGGGGAAACCCUCAAAGUCGUUUACAAAAAAGAGGAAAAAACCAAUAAAAUUAUCAAUAAAAACUCUUUAAAAACCACAAGUGGAAACGUUAAAAACAUAGUAAAAAUCAGUGAUAAUCAACAGACAGAGAGUUCUGAAGUGUGGGUCCUGUGGACAUUUAAAUAGGUAGUUGUGUAACAUUAUCAGUUGAUAAUUCUUUACAAAUGGUCUGCUAGCUUACAACAAGGAAUAUUACGUUGCAAGGUCUGGAUGCAUUUGUGGUUUUUUUAAAAACCUUUUUUGGUAUUUAGGUGGUUGAAUGAGAUAGUGCAAAUGUACAUCUCAUUUAGGUAAGCAUGGAACUGUGUACCAGUUUCAGAUUUCUGGGUGGUAUGGAAGUAAUUGAAUCAUUUUGGGUUACACUGUGGUGUAUACUACAUGCCCACUUUCUAGGCCAUAUGGAAGUAUCAUUAAACGUAAUACUGCUGUG
Messenger RNA from Podarcis lilfordi (Lilford's wall lizard), 5104 nucleotides. Lineage: Eukaryota; Metazoa; Chordata; Lepidosauria; Squamata; Lacertidae. The record is from the annotation of a GenBank genome assembly.